CGCGUUGGCUACGAGCGGCGGCGAGGGAAGGGGAGCAGCAAGGCGAGGGGCGGCUCUGGCUCGGCUGAGUAGCGCUGCUGCUGCCGCGGUGGAUGUUUCCAUGUUGUUUGGUGCAUGAUUUAGAGGAGAGGAGGAGUUGGCAGCGGCGGGUGUCAGCGGCAGGGAGCGGGGAUCCGCGCCGCCAGCGGCCCUGCCUCUUUUUCUGCGCCCGUGUGUGGCAUCGAGGCAGCUGCCUGCGCUUGCCCUGCGGCGCCCGGUGGGGGCUCCCGGGCAAAGAGCGCCUGUGCCCCCCGGGGCCGGUGCGGCGGCGGCGGGGUGCGUGUGUGUGUGCGUGCAGUUUUAGGGGGGGUGGGGGUUGUGUCUGAACCAGUUAGGAAGAAUGACUCUGGAGUCCAUCAUGGCGUGCUGCCUGAGCGAGGAAGCCAAGGAAGCCCGGCGGAUCAACGACGAGAUCGAGCGGCAGCUGCGCCGGGACAAGCGGGACGCUCGCCGGGAGCUGAAGCUGCUGCUGCUGGGCACAGGAGAGAGUGGCAAAAGCACAUUUAUCAAGCAAAUGAGAAUCAUUCAUGGAUCAGGUUACUCUGAUGAAGACAAAAGGGGCUUUACGAAACUUGUGUACCAGAAUAUAUUUACAGCAAUGCAGGCCAUGAUCAGAGCCAUGGAUACCCUCAAAAUCCCAUACAAGUAUGAACAUAACAAGGCUCAUGCACAGUUAGUUCGAGAAGUCGAUGUAGAGAAGGUGUCAACUUUUGAGAACCCUUAUGUAGAUGCAAUAAGAAGCUUAUGGAAUGACCCUGGAAUUCAGGAGUGUUACGAUAGACGACGGGAGUAUCAGUUAUCAGAUUCAACCAAAUACUAUCUAAACGACUUGGACCGCAUAGCAGAUUCCACCUACCUGCCAACUCAGCAAGAUGUGCUCAGAGUUCGAGUCCCAACAACAGGGAUCAUUGAAUAUCCAUUCGACUUACAAAGUGUCAUUUUCAGAAUGGUGGAUGUAGGAGGCCAACGAUCAGAAAGAAGAAAAUGGAUACAUUGCUUUGAAAACGUUACAUCUAUCAUGUUCCUAGUAGCUCUAAGUGAAUAUGACCAAGUGCUUGUGGAGUCAGACAAUGAGAAUCGAAUGGAAGAAAGCAAAGCACUCUUUAGGACAAUUAUCACAUAUCCAUGGUUCCAGAACUCUUCAGUCAUUCUGUUCUUAAAUAAAAAAGAUCUCUUAGAGGAGAAAAUUAUGUACUCCCAUCUAGUUGAUUAUUUUCCAGAAUAUGACGGACCACAACGGGAUGCACAAGCGGCACGAGAGUUCAUCCUGAAGAUGUUCGUAGACCUGAAUCCAGACAGUGACAAAAUUAUCUACUCCCACUUCACAUGUGCUACAGACACAGAGAAUAUCCGCUUCGUCUUUGCUGCUGUCAAGGACACAAUCCUACAGUUAAACCUGAAGGAGUACAAUCUGGUCUAAUUGUGCCUAGGAGGCCCUCCAAAACCAACUUUGUGUGAUUAAAGAUAUACAAGAGGGACUGUAUUAUCUGUGAAAACAAUUUACAUAAUACUAAUUUAUUGCUGGCCUGGACUCUGUGAGUGUCCACAGAGUUUGUAGUUAAUAUUAUGAUUUUAUUUAAACUAUAUGGAGGAAAACUAAAAGAUGCUGAAGUACAUUCACAGCACAUUUCCUCAUUUUUUAGGCAAAACCUUGUGACUCAAUGUGUUUUAAAUUCUCAGUCAUACAUUUACAAAACAUGUUUUUGCUGUUGAAGCAAAAUCAAGCUGGUUUCAUCUUUCCCUGACCCUUUCUCUCGUGCCUCCUCCUACCCCCUGCCCUUAUCCUUCACAAGGUACAAUGGCCUUUUUUUCCCAGUUACAUUCCUGGGUGAAAUGUUUUCUGUUGAGUGAUUUGGUCAGGAAAAUACUAUCAUCAGAAUGUAAGUCCUCAGUUAUUCUAAUUUUGCAGUAUGUACUUUCUCUGAAGGAUCAAAAGUAUUGAUACUGUGAUUUUUAAAUUUUUGACAUGGGGGUCUUCAUUCUGUCUUCACUUUUCAGACUAGAGUAUUGGAAUUGAAAAAUAGAAUUACAGUUGUCCAAGGAUAUUAAAUUUAACUGUGUUUUCACAAUUUGGAAAGGUGCAUAGAAGACAGUAAUGAAAUAAUUAAGACACAACCUGGGAUGUAUGUGGAAUAUGUUAGAAUCUCUUUUUAGUUGCCAUGUGCCAUUUUUUUCUGUCUUAUUUUAUUCACAGAUGCCAAAUAAAAACAUCAUAGACACUACAUUUUCCCCAAUGGCUACAGCCUGAAACAGUGGGCUAUUUUAUUUUCUUUUUAGUUGUGUGGGUUUUUUUUCUUAAGUUAGAGCUUUUUUAAGUGUUCCUUUUUCCACAGUAGAAAAAAUAUUUUUAUUGUAUAAAACUAAUGUUGCCAAAUCUGGCUUUUUAUAAAACCAAUGCUCUUGAAACAUGAGAUACUAAUUGAAAUGCCAAACUGAUGGGUUGGGAACUGACCUAAUUGAGUCAACUGCCAAAUGAUAAACAGAGUUUCAGCUCUUAUGUUCCAUUUGUUAUGAAGUGUUCCAUUUUGUAAUGCCAAAACAAUGCACAUGCAUGUGGUCUACUAAUUUAAAGACAGUUUAAAUCUCUCCUUAUGUCAGAUAUGGCAUGAGAUUUUAUUCUGUCAUAAUAUCAAGGCACCUCUAGUUGUAUGACAAGAAACUAUUGAUGAGAGAUAACACUCAGGAACCUUUCUUGAUAAGGUUGCUUGUUAACUGAUUUGCAGACUUUUGAUGGGCUUUCCUGCAAAACAGCCUCUCUUAAUGUUCUUUAGAAAAGAUUUAUUAAUGUAGAAGAAACUAUGAGAAGAUAAUUCUUGACAUUUACAUGUGCAAUUUUUAACAACAAAAAUGCAGCACACAUUGAUGAGCCUUUAUUCUGCAGCUUAGGUUGAAAGGUGUUUUUUGACCAGGUGCGUGAUUGCUAGCAAGCUACAGAAAACUCGGUGUUCAGACUUUUAAUUGGAUUAUCUGCAAUGACAAGUAGCACUAGAGUGCACUUAAUACAGAAAUUACUGCUUCAUAGCAGCAGAUGGGAGGUGGAAAAAAUAAUGGCUUAUUAGUUGAUUACCAAAGUUAACAAUAAAUACUAAUGAGACAUUUUUCAUCUUUAACCCUCCCAGCUCCAAAACAACAAUAAUAAGAACGGUUGCUAUUUUUUUCUCCCUCUUGAAACACCUUGUAAUUUAAAACUGGUUGUAGGUAUAGUGCAAUUAUGAAUGCUAUAAUCAUUGUACAUACAUCUAUAUAUAUAUAUAUAUAUAUAUAUAUGGCAGCAUCCAUAUUGGCUUUGUAAUCAUUAAUUUUUGGCAAAUUGAAUGUGCUGUAUUGAUAUGUAUCUAUGUAAUUGUAUUGUAUGUCUUAUAGCUAAUUCACAUUUUAAAUGUUAUUUUAUUUACUUUUUUAAGAGAGAAGAAUGUAAAUUUUGUCAGUUUAUUUCUGACUAGGGGUUUGUUGUUGGUUUUUAUUUACAAAACAAAAAAAUUUACUAUAGUACAGAGCGGUACCAGCAUCGUGCUGUAUAAAAUCAUUUGCACAUUCCUGAGUAGAAGUAAAUUGGAGACACCCAGACAGAAGACCAUUCACAUUCAAAACAAUGCUUAAAUCGUCAGGGCUUUAUACAGCUGUAGAAACCAGUCCUAUUAGAAGAAUUUACACUGUUACAUCUAGGAUUGGAACAUAAGCUUUUAAAUAUAAAUUUAAUUUCUAUUUGGCAGAUUCAUGUUAGGUUACUUUUCUAAUAGGCUUUAUUAGAGAAGUAAACUUAAAGAUAUUUCAAACCAUUGUACAUAAGUACUAAUGGGUAUAUGCUGUUGCCCUAAAAAUACCAUGAAAAAAAGUGGAACACCAGAUCAAUCAGUAUUUCAGAAAUAGUGGAAAUCUUAGAUACAACAACAACAACCAGAAAAUCACUAUUGUUAAUGUUUUUAAGAAGUUAAAGCAUAUUAUUUAAUAAAGCUAGAGGAGAUAGGUUAUAAAAAGUGACACUGACAUUCUGAAUAGGGGAUCAGAGCAGUGACUCUUACUUACAGCAUUACAAAAUUGGUCGUGAUCUUGCUAUAAAUGCAAUAGAGCUUUUAUUUUCACAGUUCCACUGUUGACAAUAUCCUUCUUUUAACCUGGGAAUACAUUGCCCACACUGGAUUCAGUGCUAUAAAUGGAACUGUAGCCAAAAAAGAAAGAAAAGAAAAAAAAAAAGAAAAAGAAAAAAAAAAGAGGAAAAAAAAAAAGCAGUGUCUAACAAAGAUUUGGGUUUGUUUGUGUGUUUUUCUUCAUUUGUUUUGUUUUGUUAUGGGAUACUGGGUAGGGGAGAAGGAAAUAUGGUUCUGAGUUUUGUAUAAAAACAAAAGUUUACUUAUGCUUUCUAGUCAUAUUGUCAUCGCAAACGUUUUCAGGAGUGUGUGCCACUUCUGGUGUAUUUUAGGUAAGUUGAACCUGUGGCAAUGUUGAAGUCAUUUGAGCAUGUUCUGGGGAAAGGAAAAAAAAAAGGAAAAAAUAAAAAAGGAAAAACUAAACAAACUAAAAAAAAAAACCCACACCAAAAAACUCAGCAUAUCAAGGCAAGCUUUACAUGAAUCACCUAACACAGCAUUGCAGUGUGACAGUUUACAAAAACGUUUCCUUUUUAAAUGACUCAGCUGUUCCCACUUGCAGUAUAUUGCAUUGUGGUGGUGGUGUAGUUGUUGCUGUUGUCCUAAUUGGUGGUUUCUACUAUGCCUUGUAGUGCUUGAGUCCAGAAUUUUGUGCCUCUAACAUGAAGCUGAAGGCAAAACCAUCAAGACAGAAACCCGUUUUACUUUGCCAAAAUUAUGUGAUUUCUUUGAAGGUCGUAAAUGGGGGAAGAGGGAAGGAAAAUGUCUUGGGAACCUGUGUAUUCUAGGUGUUCGCUAGCACAAAAAUAGCUGUAAUACAUGUUUUACAGAAACCUUAAACUUGCCUUUUUCACAAAUUAACUGGCGCUGUCCUUACAUGUAUAGGAUGAUGCAGCUAUAAGGGCAGUUUACUUUUUAUAAUUCAGACUCUUGAUUGUCAAGGUGUAUGGACUGUAAUUUUUAAUCAUACUGCAACAUGGUUGUGAAUCACUUUUUUAAGUUUGAAAGGGGAGAAAAGACUUUUUAUGCUGGAUAUCAGUCAGAAUUGACUGCAUGAUUUCCAAAACACUGAAUGGGGGAAAAGGGCUGCAUAUAAAGACAUUGCUAGACUCCCAGAGUUUGGUUAUAAGGUGCAGAAGACUUUCAGAUUACUCAGCCUCAUGACCCUUUCCUUGUUACACAUUCUUCGCAAAAGAAUGAAAUACUAGGAGAAAACAAAGGCAUGUUAACCCACAUGAAAAAAAUAAAAUUUACCCAAUUAAUUUAUUAUAUGUGCUGCUGUUCUUGAAGCUCUGUGCUUGGUUAUCCUGCAAACUAUUACAUUAGUGAACUCUUGUUAAUAUGCAUAGCAUAUUAACAAGGCCUACGAAUGACCUACCUCUAGCUAAGAGACCAGUAAAGUAAAUGUGUUUUGGUGAGUCCUAAGUUAGGAAAUUGAAAUGUGCUGGUGUAGGUAAUUAACUAUUUUAGAAUUUCACACUUCUGUAAAUACGGUCUCUCUUUUAACAUAAACCAUAAAUUCUAAAAUUUAAUACACAUUAAACAACUAAAGCCAUCUGUCCCUGUCCAGUGUGUUAGUUUAGUAGAGAUCUUGCAAAACAUGUUUAGUUUGAGAAAAGGAGUUACUGAUAUUUCCUCUUUUGGGGCUUUGGAGUACCCAUAACAUUUUGAGUUUUAUCAGUCAAACCAUAAACACUUCUGCAUAGUCAGCUAUACAUUGAUAUUCACUAUUUAGCUAGUUAAAGGGAUUUUACUGUAAGUUUCAUUCAAACUUUUUCACAGCAUCCAUGCUGCAGGAAAUAAAGGAAUAGGGGAAGAUUUUAAAGAUAGUGUGACAAAUACAAAGUCAGCCAGGUGAAUCUUACUGUAAAUCUGUUGGUUUGAGGUUUUUUUCUUUUAAAAUACAGUCAAAGCUGAAGUCUGUUGCUGGACUCCUCAAUUACCACACUGCAGGAAAUCCUUAUUUGACCAAUUUUUUUAAAUUUUUUUUAGGGGUGUGGGGGGUGAUGUCAAAUACGUUUUUAAACUUGCAGUAUUUAAAAAUAAAGAUCAUAUUUGUUGUUCUUAAA
This is a messenger RNA of Apus apus (common swift), 6196 nucleotides long. RefSeq names its product guanine nucleotide-binding protein G(q) subunit alpha-like. Gene Ontology annotation, cellular component: heterotrimeric G-protein complex. NCBI's taxonomy places the organism in Eukaryota, Metazoa, Chordata, Aves, Apodiformes, Apodidae. The record is from RefSeq and is a predicted model, not a curated record. Gene Ontology annotation, molecular function: GTPase activity; guanyl nucleotide binding; G protein-coupled receptor binding. The transcript is spliced from 7 exons. Bases 380 to 1459 code for a protein of 359 amino acids. Gene Ontology annotation, biological process: adenylate cyclase-modulating G protein-coupled receptor signaling pathway; phospholipase C-activating dopamine receptor signaling pathway; action potential.